Molecule: messenger RNA, 2538 nt
Organism: Exophiala dermatitidis NIH/UT8656
Lineage: Eukaryota; Fungi; Ascomycota; Eurotiomycetes; Chaetothyriales; Herpotrichiellaceae
Exons: 1
Coding region: 360-2231 (623 amino acids)
Biological process (GO): rRNA methylation; box C/D sno(s)RNA 3'-end processing
Cellular component (GO): small-subunit processome; box C/D methylation guide snoRNP complex
Molecular function (GO): rRNA methyltransferase activity; histone H2AQ104 methyltransferase activity; RNA binding
Source: RefSeq, a predicted model, not a curated record
CACCAAUUUAUCGCGUAUAAAACAGUUUCGCCGCAACGGCUUUUAUUUGACCAACUGGGAUUAAAUCACCAACCACAUCACGACUCACUUCCAAUUCUACGAAUCACCUCGACUCCGGCCGCUCAAGUGUUCUUCUCCCUCCUCAUCCUCAUUCUCGACUCGUAUUGCAAAUUCUACUACGACAUUGCUACGUCUGCCCCAUGCGCCUGUCUCCUGCCGUGCGCUCUGCUGCUCUGUCGCCUCUCCGAGUCUGCCCUCGCUGGGGCAGAUGACAACGACUGUCGCCUGUCCUAUCGCCGACUCUUCAUAACCUACUCUUCCUACGCAGACCAUCCUCGGCGUCUGUUUCGCUCAUCAUAAUGAAAUCCUCGCAUACCAUCAACAGCCUGAAGCGCUGGUCAUCCAAGAGCAAGGAACUGCCGGCCCCAUCCACCAUCAAGGCGAUCCAUGUGUACGAUUUCGACAACACGCUCUUCAGCAGUCCGCUUCCGAACCCUCAAAUAUGGACGCCACCCACGAUCGGGAUGCUUCAAGCCUAUGAAACGCUCGCCUAUGGAGGAUGGUGGCAUGAUUCCAGCAUACUGGCCGCGACGGGCGAGGGCAUCGAGAAAGAAGAACCCCGGGCCUGGGAGGGAUGGUGGAACGAGACGAUAGUGCAACUGGUGGAAUUGAGCAUCCAAGCCAAGGAUGUGCUUACGGUCCUCCUGACAGGACGAGGGGAGACCAAUUUCGCCGAGCUGAUCAACCGGAUAGUGAAUGCGAAAAAGCUCGACUUCGACCUGGUCGUUCUCAAGCCCGAGGUUGGCCCAUCUGGACAACACUUCGAGACGACGAUUGCAUUCAAGCAGGAAUUCCUCAAAGAGAUGGUCUUUACCUACAAACACGCAGAAGAGAUUCGGAUUUACGAGGACCGCCCCAAACACGUCAAGGGGUUCCGCGAAUACUUUGAGAAACUGAACAAAUCCUUACUAUCUCAUCCCGCCGACCAGCCACCACCUCCACGAAAACCCAUCACCACCGAAGUCAUCCAUGUGUGCGAACUUAGGUCUUCUCUCAACGCGGAAACCGAAAUUGAGGUUGUGCAACGGGCCAUCAACCGCCACAAUCAUGCCAUUUCCACGGGCGGACUGAAUCCGACCAAGAGUGUAAGGAAACAACUGAAGAUAGUCGAACAGUUUUCGUAUUUUGGCUACUUGAUCAACCAGACCGACUCUGCCCGCCUCAUCAGCUUAUGCAAUGCCACUCCCAACCUCAUCGACUCCGGUGAAGUUCGACUGCUUGCCUCCAGCAUCCUCAUCACUCCGUAUUACCCUCGCAGAGACAUCCUUAAGAAGGUUGGAGGGCGCGGAAAGAAAGUGACUUGGCAAGUCACUGGCAUUGCCAAAUUCGAAGAUCGCAUCUGGGCCGCACGAGUGGCGCCCGUGACAGAUACUCAGAUAUAUACUCAAGAUCCCACGCCGUUGGUGGUUCUGGCCAUUCGAAAGGGGUCAAGGCAAGUCGAUGCCGCACGCAUCCAAAAUUGGCAACCUGUCGCGCCCGAGAAGGCCUUUAUGUUCGAAACUACCGUGGGCGACAAGGUCAUGCUGAAGAUCGAGGAUGCCGAUUACGAGUUCCAGCACAAGAACAACAACAGCAGUCAAAUCCAGUACCAUAAUUAUGCCUCGAAUGCGGCGCGAAACUCGAGAAAUAACCAAAACCACGACGCUAACGACGGCAGCGGUGGUGGUGCUGGCCACAACAAACGUAAAUAUGUCCAAGAGGACGCCGCCGCGGAUCAUCGCAACAAAGAGAACUCGAACUCUGCUCGGGACGAUGGUCGGGGUCAGGGUCAGAACCAAGGUGGUGGUGGUGGUGGCCACAGGGGCAAGUUUGCACAGCGGAAUUACGUUAGCAAAAGCCAGUUUAACAAUCGGAAUAAUACGCAUAACAACAAUGCGUCUGCCGGAGGUCGAAAUAAUAACAACAACAGCAAUAACAACCAGCAGCAACAGCAACAGCAACAGCAGCAACAGCAACAGCAACAGCAGCAACAUCACGGUCAAUCCGCCAAUUCUCGACAACGUGGUGGCGGAGGCAGCACUCGAGGAGGAGGAGGAGGAGGGCGUCAUGGCGGAGCAGGAUCAGGGCCCCCGGGAGGAUACAAGAGUCUGGAUGACUACGGACCGGGAAAUUACGACGGAACGACUGAGUCCAAGACCGGCGCUGGGGGUGAAAUGGUGAUGAACUACUAGAGGAGUGAACGAUGAUUCUCGGCGUCGGUUCAGAUUUCCCUGUGACUGUUGAAAUUGUAAGAGUUUUUUCCUCUUCAAUGAAAAAUGAUAAAGGAAUCCCUGGUAUGCAGAAUAGGGGAAUGAAGAGCAUUUCACUCGGUGGAGAAAGAAGUCAGAGUCAGGAAGGUGAACGGGACAUUCUGGUCGUUUAGUACUAGUGGUAUUAUCCAUGAUUAUGUCUACUAGUAUGUCUAUUUCGAUGUCCAUCUCGAUAUCUGUAUUCUGCUCAGGUAUUGAUUUUAUGUUCUGUGGUUUUUGAGGAUUAUCG